This is a messenger RNA of Spodoptera litura, 4131 nucleotides long. NCBI's taxonomy places the organism in Eukaryota, Metazoa, Arthropoda, Insecta, Lepidoptera, Noctuidae. The record is from RefSeq and is a predicted model, not a curated record.
CAAACAAAUUUAAACGAACGAGCUCAUACGAAACACAAGUACACAUUAUUUGAAGUGUGAAACGAACGAAUUUCGCGUUUAAUGAAAAUAAAUAAUAUCACAAUCAAAACACAAAUAUCGGUUCAAAAUGAGGAUCAUUUAUUUACUUCUUCUUGUGUCCUUGUUUUGUCUGGUGAGCGCGAAAUAUUUGCCCAAUGAACGUGCUUCAGGCAUUUUGCUCAGGAAGCCUAGAUCUUUAUCAGAUGAAUCAAAUAUUUCAAACGAAAGUAAUGAUGAUGAUAAUACAAAUGAAAACGAUGACGACAAUGACGAUUCCUUGGAGCGUAAACAAAUUGAACAACAGUUGAAACUUCAAGAGAAAAGAGAGAAAGAGGAGCGAAAACGUUUAGAAAAAGAACGUAAGCAUCGAGAAAAACUUGAAGAAGAGGAACGAAAGUUGCAAGAAAAAAUAGCAGAACGGGAACGUAAACUACAGGAAAAACUGGAAAAGGAAGAACGCAAGCGACAAGAGAAAUUGGAAAAAGAAGAGCGGAAGCGACAAGAAGAAGAAAGGAAACUGCAAGAAAAACUUGAGAAAGAAGAACGUAAACGUCAAGAAAAGAUUCAAAAACAUCUAGAAGAGAUUGAAAAGAAAACAGCCGAACAAAAUAACCCGGUGGUUGACAGCUCCUCUGAGUCCACUGAAGACAAUGAUCCCAUGGAUUUGGAAGAUAUUUGGAAGAACUAUGUAUAUUCAAGGUACGGGUUAACUGCUAACAACAGUGAUAUUGAGAAGCAGGCUGCGGUGAACAGAUAUUUAUCAGAAGAGCUUGGUUUAAGUGUUAAUAGUACUAAGGUUGAAUAUCGCCAAGCAGUUUUACAAUUAGUCCAAAACAAAUUGUUAAAUGAUACUGGUGCAGCGGAUAGUUUCCAUAAUUAUUUGAUUAGUCACGUGAAUGCCGUGUAUAUUCAGAGGCUUAGUGCUGAAUUAGAAGCCAAAAUAGCUGAAUUGGAUAACGAGACAGCUUUAUUGCAAAAUGUCAGCUUACCAUGGGUAAACGAGGCCCAACAAACAAUCGAGCAAAAGAGAACUAUACUUCAAACUGUUGUUCAAUUUUUGUCGAACGUACUACCCAAUUGGAUAACUGGAACGCAAACAGGCCCCUCCGCCUUUAAUCCCCCUACUUCAGACGCCAGUGUAGCACUUGGUAGCUCAUCUGUGGGUGUUGCUAAUGUAGAUGCCUCAGUAAGUGUCUCAUCUAACUCUGCUCCCACUGACGGCAGUGUAUCAGUAGGCGGUUCAUCCGCCGCAGUACCCGCCAAUGCUGGCGCCUCUGUAGCUGUGUCGUCUAACUCUGCUCCCGCUGACGGCAGUGUAUCAGUAGACAGUUCAUCCGCCGGAGUACCUGCCAAUGCUGGCGCCUCAGUAGCUGUGUCAUCUAACUCUGCUCCCGCUGACAGCAGUAUAUUAGUAGACAGUUCAUCCGCCGCAGUACCCGCCAAUGCUGGCGCCUCAGUAGCUGUGUCAUCUAACUCUGCUCCCGCUGACGGCAGUGUAUCAGUAGAUAGUUCAUCUGCCGGAGUACCAGCCAAUGCCGGCGCCUCAGUAGCUGUGACAUCUAACUCUGCUCCCGCUGACGGCAGUGUAUCAGUAGACGGUUCAUCCGUUGCAGUACCCGUCAAUGCUGGCACCUCUGUAGCUGUGUCAUCUAACUCUGCUCCCGCUGACGGCAGUGUGUCAGUGGACAGUUCAUCCGCUGGAGUGCCAGCCAAUGCUGGCGUCUCAGUAGCUGUGUCAUCUAACUCUGCUCCCGUUGACGGUAGUGUAUCAGUAGACGGUUCAUCCAUUGCAGUACCCGUCAAUGCUGGCGCCUCUGUAGCUGUGUCGUCUAACUCUGCUCCCGCUGACGGCAGUGUAUCAGUAGACAGUUCAUCCGCCGGAGUACCAGCCAAUGCCGGCGCCUCAGUAGCUGUGUCAUCUAACUCUGCUCCCACUGACGGUAGUGCGUCAGUAGACGGUUCAUCCGUUGCAGUACCCGCCAAUGGUGGCGCCUCUGUAGCUGUGUCGUCUAACUCUGCUCCCGCUGACGGCAGUGUAUCAGUAGACGGUUCAUCUGUCGCAGUACCCGCCAAUGCUGGCACCUCUGUAGCUGUGUCAACUAACUCUGCUCCCGCUGACGGCAGUAUAUCAGUAGACAGUUCAUCCGCCGCAGUACCCGCCAAUGCUGGCGCCUCAGUAGCUGUAUCAUCUAAUUCUGCUCCCGCUGACGGCAGUGUAUCAGUAGCCGGUUCCUCCGCCGCAGUACCCGCCAAUACUGGCGCCUCAGUAGCUGUAUCAUCUAACUCUGCUCCCGCUGACAGCAGUGUAUCAGUAGACGGUUCAUCUGUCGCAGUAACCGCCAAUGCUGGCGCCUCUGCAGUUGUAUCAUCAAACUCUGCUCCCGCUGACGGCAGUGUAUUAGUAGACGGUUCAUCCGCUGGAGUGCCCGCCAAUGCUGGCGCAUCAGUAGCUGUGUCAUCUAAUGCCGCCUCCGUUGACGCAGCCCCCGUUGACGCAGCCCCUGUUGACGCUGCCUCUGUUGACGUUGCCUCUGUUGACGCUGCCCCCAUCGACGCAGCGCCCGUUGAUGUAGCUCCCGUUGACGCUGCCUCCAUUGACGCAGCUCCUGUUGACGCUGCCCCCAUUGAUUCAGCUCCCGUUAACGCUGCCCCCGUCGGUGUAGCUCCCAUCGACACAGCCCCCGUUGAUGUAGCUCCUGUUGACACCACCUCCAUUGACACAACCCCCAUUGACGCUGCCCCUGUUAACGCUGCCGCUGUUGACGCAGCCCCCGUUGACGCUGCCCCUGUUGUCGCUGCCCCCGUUGACGUAACUCCCGUUGAUGCUGUCCCUGUUGACGCUGCCCCCGUUGACGUAGCUCCCGUUGAUACUGUCCCUGUUAACGCAGCCCCCGUUGACACAGCCCCCGUUGACAUAGCUCCCGUUGAUGCUGUCCCCGUGGACGCUGCUCCUGUUAACGCAGCUCCCGUUGACGUAGCUCCCGUUGACGCAGCCCCCGUUGACGCUGCCCCUGUUGACGCAGCUCCCGUUGACGUAGCUCCCGUUGACGCAGCCCCUGUUGACGCAGCUCCCGUUGACGCUGCCCCUGUUGAAGUAGCUCCCGUUGACGUAGCUCCCGUUGACGUAGCUCCCGUUGAUGUUGCCCCUGUUGACGUUGCCCCUGUUGACGCAGCCCCCGUGGACGCUGCUCCUGUUAACGCAGCUCCCGUUGACGUAGCUCCCGUUGACGCAGCCCCCGUUGACGCUGCCCCUGUUGACGCAGCUCCCGUUGACGUAGCUCCCGUUGACGCAGCCCCUGUUGACGCAGCUCCCGUUGACGCUGCCCCUGUUGAAGUAGCUCCCGUUGACGUAGCUCCCGUUGACGUAGCUCCCGUUGAUGUUGCCCCUGUUGACGUUGCCCCUGUUGACGCAGCCCCCGUGGACGCUGCUCCUGUUAACGCAGCUCCCGUUGACGUAGCUCCCGUUGACGCAGCCCCCGUUAACGCUGCCCCUGUUGAUGCAGCUCCCGUUGACGUAGUUCCCGUUGACGCAUCUCCCGUUGACUUAGCUCCCGUUGACGCAGCCCCCGUUGACGCUGCCCCUGUUGAGGCAGUUCCUGCUGACUCGGCCAACUCGGUGGUGGAAUCAUCUAACCCUGCCCCAGUUGAUGCUGGUGUCCCAGUAGACAGCUCGGUCAGCUCGGCUGUCGCGGUUCCAACCGAAGCAGGUGUAUCUGAGAGCCCUAUUGCAGUAAAUACGGAGGGAAUUAUUGCAAGUUCAACUGACGCUGUACCCAUCGACGUUACUAGUGCAUCUGGAAGCAACGUAUCUCCCUCUGGACCAGCUGAACCAGUUUCUAGCUCUGGGCAAGUCUCUGACGCUGUAAAUAAUAUUGAGACUACAGUAGCACCUCAAGUUGUUCAAGAAAAUACUAAUACUCCCGCUGUACCGGAGUCAGUCUACGGUGAAACCUUAGCUCCGGUACCUUUUGAAGACGGUGCAGCAUUGUUAGAAGUGACCACCCAAUAAUUAUGAAUUCUAGAUUUGUACAAUGUUAAAAAUAGUUGUUUAUUCUUUGAUGUUUAUUUAAUUAAAUAAGUUCUGGCAUUUAA